Messenger RNA from Trichomonas vaginalis G3, 566 nucleotides. RefSeq lists its product as uncharacterized. The record is from RefSeq and is a predicted model, not a curated record. The transcript has a single exon. NCBI's taxonomy places the organism in Eukaryota, Parabasalia, Trichomonadida, Trichomonadidae. The annotation marks the transcript as partial.
AUGUACAGAAUAGAUGUUUCAGAUUUUUAUGACUUCCAAGCAUUCAGAAAUAUGUGUCCAUUUAGAGACUAUAACAAAGCAGUCGAGAAUUUGAAACGUUUAGUCAUUUAUGUCGACUCUGCCCCAGAAUGUUAUGUUAUGAAAGAAUGGGAUGUAGUCUUUAACAAACCUAAAGCAACAAUAGUUUCAGAACAAGAAUGUAGACAGAAACUUAAGAAAAUAAAAGUCGUACAAGUUGGCAUGAAGAUGUUAGAUGCUUGGGAUAUCUUAUUGUCAAAACUUGAAGAUUUUUCAGUUCGUGGUAUAAAGUUUUAUACACCUUCUCCAAACUUCUAUUCUAUCUUCACUGGAUAUAAAUAUGAACAAGUAGAAUGGAAAGAAAAUAUUAUAGAAGCUUGGUUAGACCAUGUCAAAGAAAUUAUAUGUAAUGGAAACGAAAGAGUCUAUGAGUAUAUCUUAUGUUGGUUUGCAAACAUCUUACAACAUCCAAGUGCUAAAAAUGAAACUGCUCUCAUUAUAAUUGGAAAACAAGGAACAGGUAAGAACACAUUCUUUACAGAUAUCUU